Podarcis muralis (Common wall lizard) is the source of this 4837-nucleotide messenger RNA. The record is from RefSeq and is a predicted model, not a curated record. Lineage: Eukaryota; Metazoa; Chordata; Lepidosauria; Squamata; Lacertidae.
GAGGCGGGGGCGGCGGGGAGUACGGUGGCCGCGGAGGGUCAGGAUUGGCGCUCGUGAAGCGGCAGGAGCGGGAGCGGCCGAAGGAACCGGCCUGGCGAUCUGCUUGGUCCUGGGAGCGCCAGUCCCCGGCUGCUGCUGCUGCUGCGCCGGGCGGAGUUGGCCAUGUCGCUGCUUCAGUCGGCGCUGGAGUUCCUGGCGGGGCCCGGCUCCCUGGGGGCCGCCAGCCGGGACCAGAACGACUUCGUGGGGCAGGUGGUGGAGAUGGGCGAGAUGAAGCUGCGGAUCAAGAAGGUCAUCGCCGAAGGUGGCUUUGCUUUUGUAUAUGAAGCUCAGGAUGUUGGAAGUGGCAAAGAUUAUGCUUUAAAGAGAUUAUUAUCUAAUGAAGAAGAAAAGAACAAAGCCAUCAUUCAAGAAGUUUGUUUUAUGAAAAAGCUCUCUGGUCACCCGAACGUUGUCCAGUUCUGCUCUGCUGCAUCGAUUGGAAAAGAGGAAUCUGAUACUGGGCAAGGAGAGUUUCUUCUGCUAACCGAGCUUUGCAGAGGGCAAGUGGUGGAAUUUCUGAGGAAAGCUGAAUCCAAAGGGCCCCUCUCGUGCGACACGGUGUUGAAGAUCUUUUAUCAGACCUGCCGUGCGGUGCAACACAUGCAUAAGCAGAAACCUCCUAUUAUUCAUAGAGAUUUAAAGAUAGAAAAUAUGCUGAUGAGUAACCAAGGAACAAUUAAACUGUGUGACUUUGGCAGUGCAACAACCAUAGCACAUUACCCUGACUACAACUGGUCCGCGCAGAAAAGAGCAGCGGUUGAAGAGGAGAUCACAAGGAAUACAACACCAAUGUAUAGGACUCCUGAAAUAAUAGAUCUAUAUUCAAACUUUCCAAUUGAUGAAAAACAAGAUAUUUGGGCAUUGGGUUGCAUCCUCUACCUGUUGUGCUUCAGGCAACAUCCAUUCGAAGAUGGAGCUAAGCUUCGAAUAGUCAAUGGAAAAUAUUCAAUUCCUCAGAAUGACACAAGAUACACAGUGUUUCAUGAUCUCAUUCGAUCGAGUCUGAAAGUGAAUCCGGAAGAGCGGCUGUCCAUCACGGAGCUUGUGAAUCAAUUGCAGGAGAUCGCAGCUGCUAGAAAUGUGAACCCAAAGUCCCCUAUCACAGAGCUCCUUGAACAAAAUGGAGGCUAUGGAAAUAAUGCUCUGCCUAGGACAUCGUCAGCUGUAGUAACACAGAACUCAAAGCCAGCAGGGCAGCUCAACAACAUGUACAAUGCAGGUCUGACGGUAGCCGAAUGUGACCAGACUUACAGCGGAUUCUUUGAUAUUCUUAGGGGCGGGACAGAGAGGUUUCUCACAAAUAUCAAGGACACAUCUUCUAAAGUUAUUCAGUCUGUGGCCAACAGUCCAAGUUAUGCCAAGGGGGAUUUGGAUUUAUCAUACAUCACUUCCAGAAUUGCUGUGAUGUCCUUUCCGGCAGAAGGUGUUGAGUCUGCAAUAAAAAAUAACAUAGAAGACGUGCGGUUGUUCUUAGACUCAAAACAUCCCGGACGCUAUGCUGUCUACAAUCUGUCUCCGAGAACGUACAGACCCUCCAGAUUUCACAAUAGGGUGUCUGAAUGUGGCUGGCCAGCAAGGCGUUCGCCAAACCUUCAAAACCUUUAUAGCAUUUGCAAGAACAUGCAUUUAUGGCUGAAGCAAGACCCAAAGAACGUUUGCAUUGUGCACUGCCUUGACGGAAGAGCAGCAUCAGCCGUCGUCGUGUGUUCUUUCUUAUGUUUCUGCCGUCUGUUCACUACGGCUGAAGCCGCUGUUUAUAUGUUUAGCAUGAAGCGCUGCCCACCAGGCAUUUGGCCAUCCCAUAAGAGAUAUAUAGAGUACAUGUGCGACAUGAUGGCUGAAGAGCCCAUCAUCCCUCACAGCAAGCCAAUCCUCAUCAAGUCCAUUGUCAUGACUCCAGUCCCUCAGUUCAACAAGCAGCGCAAUGGCUGCAGGCCUUUCUGUGAAGUUUAUGUCGGGGACGAAAGAGCAGCCACUACCUCACAAGAAUAUGAUAAAAUGAAGGAUUUUAAGAUGGAAGAUGGCAAAGCUUUGAUCCCGUUAGGCAUAACAGUCCAAGGAGAUGUUCUCAUUGUUAUCUAUCAUGCCAGGUCCACUUUGGGUGGCAGACUCCAAGCCAAGAUGGCAUCAAUGAAGAUGUUCCAGAUCCAGUUUCAUACAGGAUUUGUCCCACGGAAUGCCACUACUGUGAAAUUUGCGAAGUACGAUCUGGAUGCCUGUGACAUUCAAGAGAAAUAUCCGGACUUGUUCCAAGUGAAUCUGGAAGUUGAAGUAGAGCCUUGGGACAGGCCCAGCACUGAGCGAGCCCCCUGGGAUAACUUGAACACCAAGGGUCUAAAUCCCAAGAUCCUUUUCUCCAGCCGGGAAGAGCAGCAAGAAAUAUUAACAAAAUUUGGUAAGCCCGAGCUACCUAGACAACCGGGGUCAACUGCCCAGUAUGAAGCUGAAGCCUCCAAGUCAGAAUCAUCUCCAGAAGGUGCUCCCAUGGAGUCGGACUCCCCGCCCAGCGGCAGUGCGGAGGCAGAUUUCUUCCACACACUGGACUGGCAAGAAGGCAAAAGUUCCGAAGCGGCGCCUGAGGGACCCUUCCCCAAAGAGAGACCUCGGUUGGUGGAGGAAAGGGACGACAGCGAACCUUCUGACGAGGAAUUUGCUGCCUUUCCCAGUGAGGUCAGACCAGUUGAGGAAAUGGUGAAACACGCCCUGGAAAAAGAGGACGGUGAGCCGCUGUUUGAAGCUGAUUUUGACACUCCCACUGGUCAGCCGGAAGAGACUCCCCCAGAAGACAGCGUUGACUUGCUUGGGCUGGAUUCAGAAGCUCCCCCAGAGCUGCUGCAGCCUCCUUCGGAGAUGAAGAGCUCCUCCAGCAACGCAGACUUGUUGAGCGAACUGUUUGUUGGCGGUGCCCCGGAGAGUUCGGAAGAAUCUACCGCGGACCUUCUAGGAGGGGGAGCAGAAUUCUUCUUUGGUGGCCAACCACAGCCCUCUACGCAUCCCCACCAGAGUAGUGCCCCCUCGGCGGGAGCCACCUCUUCUUCUGCAGCUGACCCGUUUGACCCAUUCACAGUCUCCUCGGGUUCCGACAAUCCGACUCUUACUGGCCCCGAUCUAUUUGGUGACUUCCUUAGUCCGAAUGAACCAACCGCACCUGGCACAUUUCCUUCCACACACAGCGCACCACCACCUUCCUCUAGCACAGACUUCCUUAAUUUAGGGAAUUUGACACCAGACCCACCUAAAAUGGCUUCCUCCACAAGCCAGCCUGACCUUCUAGGCGGCUGGGAUUCCUGGGCCGAUGCCCCGGCAAUUAGCAGUGCGGCGCCCACACCACCGAAGAAGUCCACUUUGGAAGGCCCGGCUUUUACGACAGGAGGACCCACAAACGCCACUUCAGGCCUUUCAUUCAGUCAAGCAAAAUCACAGAACUUUGACCCAUUUGCUGACCUUGCUAACCUGAGAACCGGCCUUCCAGGGGCUUCCAGCGGCGGAUUCUCAACCGGCAGUUUUGCUCCAAAGUCCACUCCCUCUCAGAAAGCAGGGAACCAAUGGCAGGCAAGCAAAACGCAACCUGUUGGCACAUCGUGGCAACCCCAGGCACAGCCAAAGGUGCCAGAACAAGCUAAGCCGAGUGCGCAGCCGAAAGCCAACUACACUGUGAAUUUCAGUGUCAUUGGAGGACGAGAAGAGAGAGGCAUCAGGGCACCUGGCUUUGGACAAAAACCCAAAGUUUCAGAAAACGAUUUUGAGGAUCUUUUGUCAAAUCAAGGGUUUGCAGCUAAAACCGACAGAAAAGGACCAAAGACCAUUGCUGAGAUGAGAAAGCAAGAAAUGUCUAAAGAUAUGGACCCUCUGAAACUAAAGAUUCUAGAUUGGAUUGAUGGAAAAGAGAGGAAUAUAAGAGCUUUAUUAUCUACUCUUCACACUGUGCUUUGGGAAGGCGAGACCAAAUGGAAGCAGGUCGGCAUGGCUGACCUGGUUACCCCAGAUCAAGUCAAGAAGUACUAUAGGAAGGCAGUGCUUGUCGUACAUCCAGAUAAGGCCACGGGGCAACCUUACGAACAAUACGCCAAAAUGAUCUUCAUGGAACUGAGCGACGCGUGGUCAGAAUUUGAAAACCAAGGAUCAAAAUCACUUUUCUAAGAUGCUCCCUUUUUGAAAGCGGGGGUGGAUUUCAAAAUGUAUUUGCAGCAAAAACCGAAUCUUCCGAGUGCUGUUCUAGUGUCGCCUCCUUGGAUCGAGGAGGGGAGGGGGGCAGGGAACGCUUCCCGGUUCUUGCACACUUUGAAUCUAUACACUCUCACAAACAGGGUGUGUCUUGUAGGACACAGCGCACAGAUGGCACUUUGGGUCCAUCGACACUCGGAAGGUGGUGCCCUGAGAGUGGAAAGUUCCAAGCCAUCUGAGAGAGGGUUUGAACACACGUGUAAUUUUAAUGAUGGCGGCUAGCGUGGGCAAGAUUUUCUGUGGGAAGCAUCAUCCAUUUCAAAUCCCUUUUGUGUGUGUGUGUUUUUGUGUUCCCUUCGUUUGAGGAAACACCCAACCUCAAUUUGCAUUUCUCUUUCCCCCUCUAUGUAGUCUUUAUGAUUUGUCUUGGUUGUUUUUUUGUUUUUGUUUUCCCCUUUUUAAAUUUACAUGUUUGCCUUAUUCAAAGUGCUUUAGUUUACCUUAUCAGCUGUGAGUUUGCUCAGCAUCUCUUUUCUGGUUUCUGUGCGAGGUGUACAUUUUUCUUUGGUAUUUCAUGUAAUCAUUCCGGUAAUCAUUCUGUAAAUAAUUAAAACAUUUUUUUCUGACAACA